UCACCAGUCACCUGACACAAGAAAUGAUGAGGUCAUUUAAACCCAGAUUCCAGGAAGCAUCAAAAUGGAGGCUAACCUCAGGUCUUGGACUCUGAUCAUCUUCCAAGAAGCCACCCAGAAACAGAUUUGUGGUUACUAUGAUGUGGCCAAGUACCUGAACAUCUCUUCUAAGAAGGAACUCUUCUCAUACACCAUACCCAAGAGAAAUUGGGAAGAAUCGUUAGAGGUUCAACUAGACUUCACCCUGGUGUCCAUCCUUUCAGUGCAAGAAAAAUUGCAGGUGGUCACAUUCUAUUUCUGGCUUCAUGUGAGCUGGAAAAAUGAUUUCAUCUCAUGGGAUCCCUUGGAUUUCUGUAACAUUACAAGGAUCACUCUUCCUGUGAAACUAUUUUGGACCCCAGACAUUUACAUAGAUGAACGGGCCGAUGAAGACAAGUUCACACUCAGCCCUAUGGCAUUUGUCACAUCCGAUGGCUACAUUCAUUUGCUUCAAACCUACCGACUCACUUCAUCCUGCGGUCUGGAUGUCCAUGCAUUUCCUUUCGAUAAACAAAAAUGCAACCUAACCAUGACCACAAUAUGUUCAGAUAAGGAAAUACUAUUGAAGAGCUCUAAAUCUUCCAUGAAAGCAAACCAAGAUAGUCACAAAAGUUUCUUGAGCGGUGGAGAAUGGAAGUUUGAGGAACUGAGGAUCAUAGAGCACACCUUGGGAUAUGAUAUAAGCAACUUUAGUAUUGUCACUUAUGAGGUUUCUAUGAAGAGGCAAUCCAUUUUGUAUGUGUUGGUUCUGAUCCUGCCAACUUUUACUCUGUUCUUGCUGGAUAUGGCUAUUUCUUAUGCGUUUGCUUGCCCUGGAGAAAAGAUUGCUUUCAAAGUGACACUGAUCCUGCAAGUCUCACUCUUGUCAUUGAUUCUGAAUGAUAUGCUACCGUCAGCAUCCGAUGAUCCACCAGUCAUAGCCAUGUUUUUCACUGGGAUAUUUGUAUUUAUGGUCUUUGGUAUCCUGGAGAAUGCUUUCGUACUCUAUCUUAAACAGAAGAAACCAGAGUCCCCACCCUUCAUGAGGAAUAAAUUUAUGAAUAUAAUUCUGAGAAAGAAGAAAAAGCAAUCUGAGAAGCCUGUGGCUGAUUUAGGAGAUGGGCUGCCCAAAGGGAGCCAGCAGGCAGGCAGACCAUCCUUGUCAGAAAAGUGCCAUGAAGAAGAGAGUUUGGUGUUUCUGAAACAUAUUAAUGCAGAAUUACAACAGAUCAGGAAACAUCUCUCCCUAGAAGAAUGCCAGGAUGACUCUGAAUCAGUUGUGUGGGAUAAUAUGAUCCUCCUUGUGGAGAAAGGGCUUUAUUUUACCCGCCUGAUUUUCUCACUCAUCUUUUUAACUUUUGUUGCCAUGCAGUGGACAUGCUAAAUUAUAUAUUAUUGGUAUUUGUGGUAGACCAAGGGGUGCAUAACCAAUGCCCAUUGUACAAGUAUGCUAAUUUACCAAUCUGUUAUUUGUAUAAAGUCAGUAAAUGCUACCUGAUGAAAUGCCUCAGCCAAGUGCUGUUUGCUGUUGGAAGUUGGCUUACUAAAGUCAAAGCCUUUCAUGUUUGGAAAUAUGUAAAAACACUGCAAAAUUUAUGACUCAAUCAAGCAUCACAAAACCAAUUAUUCAGAAGUGCUGGUUUUUCAAGGCUUCAUUGAGUGGCAGGUUUUCUAGCCUGGCGUCAGUAUGUGGCAUCCUCAAGCUUUUGCCAGGGCCCCAGCGGGGUUCUCUGCUGACACAACAUUCAUGCACUCCUUUCAAAAACGUGUCUGGGUCCAGGAAUUGCCAUUUAAAUUUCCCACAAUUCCCCAGAGCAAUGCCUCGUUGGAGGCAUUGUGGGAAUUUUACAUGGUAACUUCUGGAGACUGCUAUCCAGGUACAUCAGAGAAAAGCCAUUGGCGUAAGAUGGGGGCCCAUGAGUAGACAUUUUGCCAAGAGCUCCCUCAAAGCUGGAGCCACCUCUGCACAUUUUGUCUUGUUUCAAUGUACUUCCCAGAAUAAUCAGUACCUAAGGUGCAAAAACGGAGUGCUUUGAUGAAGAGUUACCUAGCCGAAGAUGAAGAUGAAGUAGAGGUGGUUCUGGG
Podarcis muralis (Common wall lizard) is the source of this 2103-nucleotide messenger RNA. The record is from RefSeq and is a predicted model, not a curated record. NCBI's taxonomy places the organism in Eukaryota, Metazoa, Chordata, Lepidosauria, Squamata, Lacertidae.